CUCUGUCGGCCGUCACCUAGGCGAGUGCUGUCGGCAUUAGACCCUCUCGCUCGAGUGGUCCUGUUGCCUCCGAGAAGAUCCUCUGGUCUUGUUUUGGACAUAAUAACACUGUUCUCGAUGGAGCAAGAGCUAUUGCAACUGUAGAAUUGUAGCUGCUACACGAAUGCAAACAGAGACACAGAGCUAAACUGUCACCAGCCGGCUUCUAUCUGAUAACAGCCCACAGAAGAGUGGACCAUGGCGGAGCACCUCUCUCAGAGCGAGCUGGACUACCCUUUCAAACUGCUGGAGUACUUCAACGGCUUCAGGGUCUCCAAGGUGAUAUUUUCUGCGUGUGAGCUCGGGGUGUUUGACCUCCUGCUGCAAUCCCAGAAUGCCCUGCAGGCGGGCGAGGUGGCGCGGGAGCUGGGCAGCAGUCAGGACGGCAUGGAGCGCCUGCUGGACGUGCUGGUGGGCAUCGAGAUCCUGGAGGUGGAGCGCAAAGAGGGCACAGCUUACUACAGCAGCACAGAUGUGUCCAAUCUCUACCUGGCCAAAGCCAGCCCUAAGUCCCUGCACGACAUGAUCAUCUACCAAUCACAAACCAUCUACCCGCUCUGGAACAACCUGGUGGACGCAGUCAGGGAAGGGAAGAAUCAGAAUGAAAAGACCUUUGGGCUAUCGUCCGAGGACAUCUUUUCAGCCAUUUACAGGUCAGAGGAGGAGAUGCUCAAGUUCAUGGGGCUUAUGAACUCGACGUGGGCCAUUGACGGACAUGACAUAGUCACUGCCUUUAACCUCUCCGGGUUUAAAAGCAUGGUGGACCUCGGCGGCUGCUCGGGGGCGUUGGCGCGCGAGCUGGCCAGGGAGUACCCCUCCUCCACCGUGACCGUGCUGGACCUGCCCAAAGUGGUCCAGACGGCCAGGCGGCACUUCUCAGAGGAGAGCGACAGCACCGUCCAGUUCCAGGAGGGAGACUUCUUUGAAGGAGAGCUCCCUCCAGCUGAUCUGUACAUCCUGGCCCGGAUCAUCCACGACUGGAAGGAGGAGAAAUGUGAAAAGCUGCUGAAGAAAAUACACUCCUCCUGCUCUCCUGGUGGCGGUGUCAUGAUCGUGGAGGCCAUGUUGUUUGAGAAGCGGUGUGGGCCAAUCACGGCGCAGCUCUUCUCGCUGAACAUGCUGGUGCAGACGGAGGGCAAGGAGCACCCGCCGUCGCGCUACACACACAUGCUCACGCACGCCGGCUUCAAGGACGUGCAGCUGUGCCGCACCGGCAAGUCCUACGACGCCGUCCUGGCCAUCAAAUGAAGACUGAGCUGAAGGCCCGACCCCACCAUAGAC
This is a messenger RNA of Sardina pilchardus (European sardine), 1320 nucleotides long. It is a transcript of the gene asmt2, whose product is annotated as acetylserotonin O-methyltransferase 2. Lineage: Eukaryota; Metazoa; Chordata; Actinopteri; Clupeiformes; Clupeidae. Gene Ontology annotation, molecular function: acetylserotonin O-methyltransferase activity. The transcript is spliced from 9 exons. Gene Ontology annotation, biological process: melatonin biosynthetic process; methylation. The coding region runs from base 238 to 1287 and encodes 349 amino acids. The record is from RefSeq and is a predicted model, not a curated record.